UGUAAUCACUCUUGACGCUUGAUGACACAGUAUUACGUAGAUCAAUAUUUCCCCUACUGAUUGAUUAAAUUCGGUUAUUUCUUAAUGAUUCGGAUGGAUACUUCAAAACGAUCCGCUGCUAUAUGAACAUAUUUUGAAAUUACCUAUCAGAUUUUGGAAAACUUCUUGUUUUACUUUUUGACGAAAUCCGGAAUCCAGCUGAAAGCCAGUCACCCCUAUGGUGUCAAAAAAGAUCAUGUGCCAGGCUACCAUUGUUAUUGUUUUCUACUGUUCUCUCUACAUAUUCUUCUUCAAGAAACCAGUUUACCAACGACAUAGAAAUGCAUUGAAUACAUUAACAUCAUUUAGAGGGAAAGUACAGGACCAAAAUAAAGAUGACAAACAAGUAAUUCCAAAGACAAAACCUCUUUUAACUAUGUUCACAACAUGGGUUUCUGACAAAAUGAAGAAUAUUUGCCGAAAUAAUACUGUUCAAAAUUGGAAUCUGUUACAUAAAAAUGUAAUAAGAAUUUUAUUUACUAAUGAGACUGAUUUGACUUUAAGAGUGAAGUCUAUGGGUUGGAAGGUUCUUCCAGUUCCUAAAGUUGCAAGCACAACUAACGUGCCGGUGUUAAAAGAUAUGUUUUACUCAAGUUUCAAGGCUGAGGAUUCUACAUUUUAUGCCUAUGCUAACGGUGAUAAUCUGUUCACAGAUGACCUCAUAAAAACAUUGAAAACUAUUUUGAAAUCAAGCCUAAGUAAAUCUGACGAUUUGUUGCUUAUCGGUAGACGUACAGACGUGCGGAAUGUUACAAAGGAAGAAGCAAGAAAUCACAUGUCCCUGAAAUCUGCAGCUUAUUAUAGAGGUUCUUUACAUUCACACUAUGCAAUCGACUUUUUAAUAAUAAAAAAAUCAUUUCCACUUUUAGACCUACCUGACCUUGUUAUAGGGAGACCUUAUGUAGAUUCAUUUAUUGUUUCGGAGGCAGUUAAUCGCGUACCGGGUCACGUGAUUGAUAUAACCCUGACCUCAUUGGCUGUACAUCAGGUCACGUUACUUGGGAAAAAAGGGAUCGACGAAGGUUCAACGCAUCCUGAUAAAAAUUACAAUUAUGAUCUAUUGAAAUCUAGAAAUCCAAAUUACUCCAGAGGAAAUACAAAUUGUGCUCAUUUUUAUACAUACCAUAUUUUGUUCGAUAAAGAAAUAGCAAUAGCAAUUAAAAGAAGGAGGCAGUAUUCAGACAAGAGAUGUUUCAAAUUAAAAAGUUAAAUUCCGAAAGAAUGUGAUAAUCAACGCAAAAUCAUCGCUAACAAUAAAUAUUUAAGGCGAAUAUUUUCUGUUAUCCAGUUAUUUCACACAUGUAUAAGGAUCAUUUGAAUAUAUUUCGAAACCAAUGUUUAUGUGACAAAAUACUUAUUCCAGAUCAUUCCAUAAAUGAUGCAGUGCAAAGGAACAAUAAAUAGAAUUUAUAUAUUCGAAAGAUAUCAGACGACAUAUCAUCUUCACAUGUUUACAAACUAUAAACAUGUAAAUAUUAAAACGUAAAUAAGCAUUUUCAUUUUAUAUACAGCACUGGGUCGAUACCUCUGCUGCUGAACUAUCAGUACCCGAGAAUAUUAUUAGCUCAGUAGAUAGUACUUCAGUACUGACAUGAUUUAUAACAAACUUUUCUUAAAUUGUCCGUUUAUAUAUA
Messenger RNA from Mytilus californianus (California mussel), 1673 nucleotides. RefSeq lists its product as uncharacterized. Bases 218 to 1249 code for a protein of 343 amino acids. The transcript has 2 exons. Lineage: Eukaryota; Metazoa; Mollusca; Bivalvia; Mytilida; Mytilidae. The record is from RefSeq and is a predicted model, not a curated record.